AUGAUACCCAUCGAAAAUCCACAUACUUCACAAAACCAUUCCCAAAACAACAGCAUUUUCUGUACCUCGCCCUCGCCGUAUGGUCACCACGCGCCUGAUGUGUAUGACAACAGCGCCUACCACGGCGCAACUGAAACUAACGUGCAAUUUGAGGAUGUUGUUCCGCCAGAUAUCCUCGAAAAGCUGGUUCAGAUCUUCUACCAUACUGCGUACCCUUUGAGGCCAUAUUUCCAUUGGCCAACCUAUCAUGCACAGGUUCAAUCGCGGCAGUACCGAUCGGAUUGGGGGCUUCAUAUCUUCACCAUGGCUGUUUGCACAAUGGCCGCUGGUCGUCUGUGCGAUGGAAUACUGAUGCCGACUGGCCCUCAUCCUCUUCGUGUCCAGGCUGCUGGGCUUUUCAGUAAAUGCUACAAUGCCGCAAUGGACGCCAUACCAAAAGAGCUCUCAUCUGUACCAGAUUACUACCAUGCGAUGAAGGCAAAAGCAAUCUUGGCAGCCGCCUGUCUGCAAAAUGGGGACUGGAAGAAGGCCGCGGUGCACUUGGGAGAUUAUGCUUCUCUCUCUGCUAUGUCUGGGUUCUGUCAGGAGUUCAACUGGCCCACCGGUCUUGGUGAGAUCCAGAAACAAGAGAGGCGAAGAGUUUUCUGGGGUGUCUAUCAACAGGAACAAUACAUAUCGAGCAACUUUGGCUUUGCAUCCCGCCAGCGAGAAGUGAAAGCCAUGGUUAAAUAUCCGGUCGAAGUAUUUGAUGACGAUGAUAUCACUGAAGCUGGUGUGCAACUAUGGUCUGAGCAUAUCUCUUUCAUGAAGGGCUUUAACUUCUGUACUGAUUUAUAUCGCAUCCUUGAACGCAUAGAGGGUACCAUCAGGAAAAGACAGCAAGCAGCGCCGACAGAACCUGGCGGAAAGAUUGAGGUGUUUUUUUCCGAGAUGUAUACCUCAAGGAAGUUGGCCACGGACAGUCUUCAUCUCGUUUCUCAACUAUACGAGGCUCUGCCAGACGAGCUCAAGAAGCCAAGAGCAUUAACAGGAGAUCUACGCGCUGAUAGGUAUGGCUUCAUCUCCUGCAAUGUUCUUCUUACGACUCAGACAUUGCGAAUGUUGCUCGUUGGUACCGGGAAGCCGAACCUCCAUCUUCGUUGCGCCAUUGCAAGUGAGCUCCUAGAUGAACUCAGCACGAUCCCGAUUGCAUUCUUCCAUGCCUCUAGUACAGUUUCUCUUCAUCACUUGGCACAUAUUGGUCAUAUGCUUGGAGGCGAUGUGCAGAGCGCGCUUCCAAUCUGGACCUAUCUUCAAAUCCGUAAUAUCCUAACAGUUCUUGCCGACUUUCUCGACAAGAUAGAGUCAGAUCGAAUGAUUACUACUGGACUCGCGGAAAAGCUUCGAACACAGAUUCGUCGCAUUGAUGACUGCAUGAAACAAGGGUCAUCAGGAGAACAAGAGGCAGGCUUGCUCUCGAUGGGUAAGAGUCUGCUGCCGAAUUGGCAUAGUUUUCCAUCCGCGCGAAGUCCUGGGUCGACUGAUCGGCCAUAUGUAAGUUGCAUUCCACAUCUUCUGUCCGUAACUUUAAUGAUAACUAUCGAAGACUGCGCUUGA
Messenger RNA from Truncatella angustata, 1596 nucleotides. RefSeq lists its product as uncharacterized. The record is from RefSeq and is a predicted model, not a curated record. Gene Ontology annotation, biological process: DNA-templated transcription. Gene Ontology annotation, molecular function: zinc ion binding; DNA binding. The transcript has 2 exons. The coding region runs from base 1 to 1596 and encodes 531 amino acids. Lineage: Eukaryota; Fungi; Ascomycota; Sordariomycetes; Amphisphaeriales; Sporocadaceae.